GUACUGCGUUUAGCGCUGCAUUUUGCAACAGGAUCGUGAUUCGCAGCAGUGGAGAUCGUUAACGCAGAAGGUUCGACGCCUAUAGAUAUUUACGACUUUACUUUUACUAUUGCGAGACUGCGACGCGCAGCAUGGCAAGAAAUAUGAGCAACAUAGAGCAGGAAACGAUAGCCAAAUCGUUUCGGAUCGUCACCGAAAAGGUGCACAUGCUGAUGAAGGUCUGGAAGACAUUUUUCGACGACAUCUGCUACCUGGACUAUAUGACGUCGCUGCCCGAGAGCAUUGGGAUGUUUUUGAACGAAAUUUUACAGCUCACAAUGCAAUACUGCACGCAGAAGACUAACGAGAUUCAGGAGCUGCGCGCCAAGGCAACCCAUCUGCAGUACGUGCUCGAUGGGAAGGUACGCCGGGAAAACUGGCUGGACCAGCAAAUGCCGCUCGAUCGUAGAGUGAUGAUCCUGCAGCAGGAAGUGUUUGCGCUGCGAAGUAAAGUCAGCGAACGCAGACGCCAGCUCGAUCAGUACGUCGAAGAGCAGACAAAACUUUGCAAUGAACUAGGAAAUGACAGACCAAACCUCAAACACUUGUACAUCGAGGACGAGACGGGCGUCCUUCCUGACAAUCAAACGAUGGCCUUGUUCGGCGAGUACCUUAACAGUUUGCGGCAGGAGAAAGCAUUGCGAAAGGCACGCAUCGAUCAGAUUCAGCAAGACUUGCGGGCGAAGGCAAAACAACUAAACUGGGAACCGCGCAAACCGGAGCAGCAAACCCUGUUGAACAACGCAAAUCUUCCCCCCACUGCACAAACCAUUGCCAAACUGGAGGCAUUGUACAGUGUGGUGUGCCGGUUGUUGGGGGGCAAGCUACAGCAGCAAUGGCAAACGAAGUCGUCCACAUCGUUGCGCGAAAACCCAUCACCUCCACCCCCACCGCCGUCGCCGGAAGGGGAACAAGCGGUUGCAUCUUCAUCAUCGCUGCAACAAUCAACACUCGAGAAAACACUCUCACAGUUGCAGCUCGAUACGGCUGACCACAAGAAAAGAGGCCUGUUAGAGGUGAACAUCAGUCGAUAUCAGCAGUUGCAUGCCGACUCGUGCGCUGAUCUAAGCCGGGAAGGCAUCAUCGCGUACAUAUUUCGGGGUAUGCAGUGUAACAUUAACCUCUGGUGGGACCGGUGUCUCAUCGCCGAAGACGACCGUAAACGCAGCAAGGUUCAGGUGCAGCUAACAAACCAAGACGAGCAGACCAUGGUAGCGCUUGUCCAGCAGCAGAAGGAACUGGAGGCCUUCUACAACGAGAACGAGCGAAUCUUUCAACUCAUCUACCACUGGUCGGAAGGGUGGAGCAUGUACCUGCGGCUCGAGUCAAGCGGAGGAGUCUCCGGGACUAAAACGAAGAAGAAAGCGAACAUGAACGACGUCGAGAAGAAACAGCUGCGCCAGGUGAAAGAACAACUGACGAUGAUAGAGAGGGAGCUGACGAUAAGGUGUGCCGAAUACGAGCAACGUAAAAAGACCAUGUUUACCGUGUUAGGCCAACCGGCAAUGGAUGUACUGUGCACGCUGAAAGAGCAGCGGAAGGAGUUAACACUGCCCGGUGACUCUAAGCGCACACCGCGUGUGGUCAAUCGGGAUGUAUUGCGACUGGAACAAAUCGACAGUGAGCAACAGGUUGGCGACAAGGCUAAUCCAUUGGAACGUGAGAACGUGGACACAACCGACACCAGUAGCGACAGCGAGGCGGACGAUACGCGCGACGAUGAGCUGUUGCAGGAAGCGUUUGCAUCGGCCUCAACUGUAAUCAAAAAAAGUCGGACGAGCACUGAGAACGGUGCCCAGCCAAAGGGAACCCUAAGCGCGCUCGAUCAUCAAACAAACAUAAACAAUAAUAUUUCGCCAGCUCGGGAAUCCACGACCCUGCCAUUGUCAAUUGGCACAUCAGUGAUAAAGAAUCCCAAGAAUCGUGAGACUACAAAACUUGCCGAAACAUUGAAAGACAAAUCAGCAUCACCGAUCGGAACCCGAAACAAUGCCGGAGUAGAGAACCCAAAUGCCCGCACAGUUACAGCCACCUCUCCUGCUACCGUGGACAAAGUACGCUCGAAGCAAAGCGUAAAACGGGAACCGUCACUCAUAAUUUAACGUUAACAUGAAUUCAUGGGAUCCGCGAAAGCCGAGAUGAAUGCAUGGAAACAUUUUAUACACAUUUUGCAAACGGGAACUGGCUUAAUACGGAACUUAGUGCCUUCAUACUGUGGAAACUCUGUCGCGUUCGCUCUAUCUCUUCUGAAUACUGCCUUUGAACCAUUGUCUCUAUUUUUCUGCCAUGUAAUCUUAAAUCCCUAGCGCCGGAGUUAAUGCAGAUUCCAUUUAACUAAGAGGAGGGAGAGACGAGGUGAGUGAUAGAGAGAGAACAUGCGUGUUAAGUUUAUACUAGGAUGUUAAAAUAAUAAUUUCAUAUCAUACCAUCUAGAAUGGGCAGAAAAGAUAAUUGAAACCGUUAAGAAUUUUUGUUUUUCAAUUGACCUUCACUUCGGGAAAAUGGUGGAUUUUGUUGGCAAAAAUAGGAUUGGCGUUGUCCUGCUACAAACAAGCUAAUUUUUGUAGUUUUUGCACUACUAAACCGACAUUUCAUGUGGAUGUCAGUGCAUUUCCUCCAGUGAAACCCGCAUUACAAGUUUCUUGUCUCCAGUGGCUAACGUAGGUUUCUAUUAGGAUUUCAAAUUGUACCAUGCUGAAAAACACGCCUUUCACUAAACCGAACAUAUAAAUUAAUCUGGUACAGUAUCGCCAAUAUCAACCUCUUGGGAAUACGGCCUCGUUAGGCGGCUUCAGAUUUCAGACGAUCGUCUGCCUCACCGGAAACACACGUUAAAGAUCAUUGGAUAGUUUUACGCGUAGGCAACGGAGUUUAGGACGAGUUCAGCGUUGAAAUAAAUAGAAACGUUCAAAGAAAAAAGAACUAUGAUACGUUGGGGAUACGCUUUAGUAAUUUUUUUUCUUUCGGGCCAGUUUAUGUUUGGAUCAUUUUUUUAAUGCAUUAUUUAAACUCUUUAUUCAUGCUUUAACGGGUACUAUGAAAAUGGGUUGUUCACAACAUUCUUGCGAUUUUUGUUUUCAUCCCCUUGCGCGCGAUUUCAACAGCGACCAAUAGCGUGACAAGCUAGGCAAAGGGUAGGUUCCUUGGAAUAGUUUAGCAUACGUAAAGUACAUACGUGAAUUGGGAAUGGAAUUGCCCCAAACGGAUACGAAAAUAGUUAACUAAAUUCAAUUCGUGUGAUGUAUUUAGUUGUAAC
Molecule: messenger RNA, 3295 nt
Organism: Anopheles coustani
Lineage: Eukaryota; Metazoa; Arthropoda; Insecta; Diptera; Culicidae
Exons: 5
Coding region: 132-2141 (669 amino acids)
Source: RefSeq, a predicted model, not a curated record